Molecule: messenger RNA, 1326 nt
Organism: Aspergillus fumigatus Af293
Lineage: Eukaryota; Fungi; Ascomycota; Eurotiomycetes; Eurotiales; Aspergillaceae
Product: putative tartrate MFS transporter
Cellular component (GO): membrane
Molecular function (GO): transmembrane transporter activity
Source: RefSeq, a predicted model, not a curated record
AUGCAUGAGUGUUUGCUCAUACAGCCACGGACGCUUACAAGGUCAACUGGAUCGGUGGGAUUAAUUAACUUUGAAGUAAUCAAUCCCUUGUACUCCAGAUGUACUAGGGUACUGGUACUAUGGACACCUACGACAGAGAAUGCUGGGACCCCCGAGCAGCGUAUCAGAGCAUCAAGCCAUUCCCCAGUUUUGGCGCUCUUCUCGACGCGCCGCGCUUUGGUAAGUCGACAAACAUGGAGGAGAAAUCAAUCGACGAAACACAUCCCAGGGACUCCCGAUGCAGAAACCAUCCCAAUCCGCCAUCAACAACUCCUUCGCAAACUUGGCUGGCGUCUGCUUCCCUUGUGCGCAUUGAUCUACCUGUUGAACCACCUGGAUUGCUCCAACAUCGGAAAUGCUAAGGUCCUGGACGCUGAAACCGGUGAACAAACCGGAAUGACCGACACCGGCUAUUCAAUCACCCUGACACAGUUUGCUGUAGCAUAUGCGCUGUUCGACGUGCCCUCCAACUGGAUUCUAAAACGCUAUGCUCGCCCCGCAUACUGGCUGGGGACGCUAAUGCUUUGUUGGGGUGCAGUGACCCUUGGCUUUGCGAGGGUGGAUAACAGGUUCACGGUCAUGGUGCUACGUGUGGUGAUCGGAGUACUCGAGGCGGGAAAUCUUCCCUGGAAUGGUCUGCCUCAUCACCUUCUGGUACCGACAGGAAGAGCGUUCCAUCCGCAUUGCCUUCAUUCUCGCAACCGCGCGACGCUUGCCGGGGCCUUUGGAGGCUGCAUCGUCUGCGGUGUGGCGUUCUUAAACGGAAAAGGCGGGCUCGAGGAGUUUCGCUGGCUGUUCAUCAUUGAAGGAGGAUCAACAGUCCUCAUCGCUCCUUUGCUUCUGGCGGUUGGAUUUGUCAUCUCGAUUCUCUUAGCCUGGUCUGCGGACCGAUUCAACGCUCGUGGGCUCCAUGUCGGUCUCGCAGGGGUGCUUACAGGUACCGGAUUUCUUGCUAGCCGCCUAUUUCCAGCGGAGGCUUACUGGCUCCGAUAUGGAUGUCGCAUCGUCGCCUCAUACGGUGCCUUGCCCAGUCUUGCACCCUCGACGGCGUGGGUGACAUGUAACGCCCCUUCUGCGAGGACACUGGGACUUGUCGCCGCAAUGAACAACUCCUUGGUUGGGCUGGCUUCCAUCCCAGCAUUGUGGAUUUGGAGAUCGGUAGAGGAAGACCAGGCUCUGGGCGAUUUGAAUCAGUCGGCCCUGGCUAGGACGUAUCGAUUGCAUGGUAGAAACGACGUCAUAUUGUUACGUGUUAAGCGUAUCAUUACAAUGGGCAUCAGUAGAUGA